UUAAAAAAUUUGUUUCUAGCUUAUGGCAAAGUCUUUUUGGUUCGUAAACUUGGAGGGCACGAUCAUCGAAAAUUGUAUGCAAUGAAGGUGUUGAAGAAGGCGUCUAUUGUGCAAAAGCAAAAGACGUUGGAACACACAAAAACGGAGAGACAAGUUUUGGAAACAAUAAGACAGUCACCUUUUCUAGUUACUCUGCAUUAUGCCUUUCAAACUGAUGCACAAUUGCACCUUAUUCUUGAUUACAUUUGUGGAGGAGAAUUGUUCACUCAUCUAUAUAACCGAGAACAUUUUAUGGAAAGUGAAGUUAGAAUAUACAUUGGCGAAAUCAUUUUAGCCUUGGAACAUUUACAUAAGCUUGGCAUCAUAUAUAGAGACAUAAAAUUGGAGAAUAUUUUAUUAGAUUCCAGUGGUCAUGUUGUUCUAACAGAUUUUGGACUUAGUAAAGAAUUUCUACCUCAUGAAACGGACCAACGAACUUACUCUUUUUGUGGAACGAUAGAAUACAUGGCUCCCGAAGUAGUUAAAGGUGGCAAUGUUGGACAUGAUUUUUCUGUUGACUGGUGGAGCGUCGGUGUCUUGACGUACGAACUGCUUACGGGUGCAUCACCUUUUACGGUAGAAGGCGAAAAGAAUACGCAAUCUGAAAUUUCUAAGCGUAUUUUGAGGACCCAACCACCCAUUCCUGAACAUUUAUCUCCAGAAGUCAAGGACUUCAUACAACGAUUACUGAUUAAAGAUCCUAGAAAACGUUUGGGUGGAGGUGUUGGAGAUGCACUUGAACUUAAAAGGCAUAAAUUUUUUAAGGGUCUUAAUUGGGAUGAGCUUGCCCAGAAGAAAAUUCCUGCGCCAUUUGUGCCUAAGAUUACGGGGGAACUUGACGUGAGUAACUUUUCUGCUGAAUUCACGGAGAUGGAACCCACUAAUUCCCCUGUUGCAACCCCACUGAGUGAUGAUACUUUAUUUAAGGGUUAUUCUUAUGUAGCACCUUCAGUACUUUUUAGUGAAAAUGCAGUUAGUGAUGAUAUUUUUGGUCCGUCCCACGAGAAUAAACCAAAUACGUCUCAUUUAGUGGCAGCAAAAUUCAGAAAUUCGCCAUUUUUCCAACAUUAUGAUCUUGUCAUUAAAGAAGGAUUUCUAGGAGAUGGUAGCUUUUCUGUAUGCAGAAAAUGUAUUCACAAACGAACCGGUGCUGCCUAUGCUGUCAAAAUUAUUAGCCGUCGUAUUGAUAGCAGUAGGGAAAUUCAGCUCCUUAGGUUUUGUCAAGGACAUCGUAAUAUUGUUAAUUUCUAUGAAGUAUUUCAAGACGAGACCCAUACAUAUAUGGUAUUGGAACUCCUAAAAGGUGGAGAACUUCUAGAAAAAAUAAGAAGAAAAUCGAGAUUUACUGAGAAAGAAGCAGUUUCUAUAUUCCAGAAGUUAGUAUCUGCAGUUAGUUACAUGCAUGCAAGAGGGAUUGUUCAUAGAGAUCUCAAACCAGAGAAUCUCCUGUUUUCCGAUGAAUCUGAAAAUUCCGAAAUUAAAAUAGUAGACUUUGGAUUCGCAAGAUUUAAACCUGAAAAUCAAGCAAUGAAGACUCCAUGUUUUACACUUCAUUAUGCUGCUCCAGAAGUGCUAAAACAAGCCAUUACAGGUUCUGAUAAUAAUGGUUAUAAUGAAUCCUGUGAUUUAUGGAGCCUGGGAGUAAUUUUGUAUACGAUGCUCUCUGGAAAGGCACCCUUUCAAUCCUACAGCAGAGAAGCUAGUGCAGCUGUAAUAAUGCACCGUAUCAAAGAAGGUGAAUUCAAUUUCUCUGGAUUACAAUGGGAAAUGGUGUCGAACCAAGCCAAAGAUGUAAUUAGAGGUCUCUUGACUGUCGAUCCUCGUCAGCGUUUAACCAUGGCCGAGCUGAGGACACAUCCUUGGGUUCAGGGUCAGUCACGCGGUGUGUACUCUGGUACUCCUCUGAUGACUCCCGACGUAUUGAGUUCGCUGUCUUCGCCCAGGGUGGCCGACUGUGCAUUGAAGGCCACUUUCGACGCUUUUCACAUGGCGACGAGAGGAGGUUUCAGGCUCUUGGACGUUUCUGCGGCUCCCCUGGCCCAGAGAAGAAAGCUUAAAAAGAGUUCCGACGCUCAGAGUUACUCCUCCAUUAGUAGUACUAGCAGCAGUUGUGACUCUCCUACUAGUUCGGCAAGAUCAUCAUCAUCAUCUUCGUGUUUUUCUGUCUCAUCCACUCCAACAAAAACCUGUGAUUCUGUUCAAUCGCUCGGAUUCAUUCCCACAAGAGACGACUCUCAAGCAGGACUAAGCUCCGUUUUCAACUAUUCUGACACAAAAGUCACAGCCUACCUAUCGACUCUUCCAUCUCAACAAAGUGAUGCUUCGAAACAUCAUUGUGCAAUGACUGAUGCAGUUUUUGUGAACGAUAAUCCGGCCGUUUCUGGCGAAAUCGUCGUGGGACCUACGACACGCUCUAGGAAAAGGAAACUGGCAAACACGGAAGCCACAAAGUGCGACGACGACUGCAUCGUGAUAGAAGAACGCCUGUCUCCGUCGCUACAGAAGAAGGCAAAGAAGGUGAAAAUCGAAACAAUAGUGAUUGAUUGAUCAUUAUCAAAACUGUAAAUAGCAUAGUCAAAUAUAGGAGCUUUUUUAUCUGUAAAUUUUGCUUUAAUUCUUACACGGUGCGACAAAGUUACUCGCCCAAAAACUCUGACUUUGUUGCAAACGAAAUUGUAUUGGACGGCACCUUGCCCAAUUUUCAUAAAACUCGAGGGUCCACACCGUAAUGGGUUAUGUUAAUUUGUAGAACGACAUAGAAAUACAUCAGAUCAUUUCAGAGUUUGAUUGCCUGAAAAUGCAAACUAACACAGUAGCAAUGCAAUUUCUUACCAAGGUAAAGGCUUACUUUUAUUUUAUUUUAUUUUUGGUUUAAAUCAUGUUUUCUUUUACAUAAAUGCUUUAUAUGUAUAUCAUAUUUUACUUUAUAUAGCUUCACUUCUUCCAUUAAGAAAAAAAAAUUUUUCAAAAUGUUUUUAUAUUGAAUAUCAUCUCAUAUUAUGUAAAAACUUUAAAAAAAAAAUCUCUAUAUUAGUCUCUGUCGAGAUGCGGCGAGGGCGACCCGCCAGAACCCGCAACACCGCGAAGAUGGCUGUCGAUAUAUUUAUAAACUAAUUGUCCGGCGGGUCGCCCUCCGAGCGUCGGACGGGUCGUAUUGCCUUAUUGCAUAAUAAUAGGUGCCUCUUAAGAUUGCACUAAUUAUUUUUAAUGUACAUUCACAAAAUGUGAUUUCAGGGAAUAAAUAAUUAUAUAUGUAUACAUUAAAAAAAAAAAAAUACAAAUUAUGGGAUAUGGUUGAGAAAAAUAAGCUGCUGGUAACCAAAGCAAACUAUUAAUUGUUGUCCCAUCUCCUUUCAUAUAACAUUGGUUUUUACAGCAGCAUUUGAAAGUCAAUUUUUCUAGCCAAACCGAUUAUAUAUAUAUAUAUAUUAUUAUUAUUAUUAUAUAAAUAAAAAAAAGAAAUUAAGAUAUAUACUAAUGAAAUUUGAAGAAAAUAUGUAAUUUAUUUAAAAAUAAUUAAAAAAAAAGUUAGAUUUAUUAUUAUUUAUUCCAAUUUAAAAUAAUGGGCAAGAGUUGUUAACAUUCUAGAUAUAGACUAGUCUUAAUUCCUGAGAAAUUCAAUGAAAUUUUAUGUCUCUUGAGUUUUUAGUUAGCUGUCGAAGGCAGUGUUGUGAUAACGUUUGGCGGAAGCUUUUUCAUAUACAAGAGAGGUUACAAAACUUUUAUGAAAUGCUAUUUUUAAUUGAUCCAUUGUAAUAUAUUUGUUAAAAUUCAUCUAAAUGGAAAAGAGGGAACGAAAAAAAAAAAAAAA
Molecule: messenger RNA, 3850 nt
Organism: Centruroides sculpturatus (bark scorpion)
Lineage: Eukaryota; Metazoa; Arthropoda; Arachnida; Scorpiones; Buthidae
Product: ribosomal protein S6 kinase alpha-5-like
Exons: 13
Coding region: 82-2586 (834 amino acids)
Biological process (GO): intracellular signal transduction; regulation of DNA-templated transcription; protein phosphorylation
Molecular function (GO): protein serine/threonine kinase activity; ATP binding; magnesium ion binding
Source: RefSeq, a predicted model, not a curated record